AUAACAGUUUAACCAAGCAAUGGAUUGAUCCGGAUCCCCGUAUUAUGCUAACUAGAGAACCCGGGAAGUGAAGCUGGCCUUGCUCGAUCCGUGGCUCCGUGAGUGCUUUCAGUUCUUUCUCUGCGAAGUCUUUGGGCGAGCGUCGGGUGAGAUUGGUCGGUCUCUUCGCUGUGAAAAUGGAAGAAUACCCUGAAGAGUUACGCACGCCGCCAGUGACAUUGAUAUCCAUGGUCGGCUGCCCGGAGGUUCACGCCUUAAUUUCAACCCAUCUCCUCUCUGCCAAUCCACCCAUCAACACCCUCGCCUUGCCUGAUUUAUCUAAAAUCUCUCUCUUCUCUAAGAAGCAUGACUCCGACUCCAACACCACCGCCUCUCCUCCAUCCUCCGUACCUGGCAUUGUCAAGCGACAUUGGUUGCUCAAGCACCGCACCAAGGUUCCUUCCCUUCUUGCUGCUCUAUUCCCUGCUCAACACGUCUUUGGUGACCCUGCUCAGUGGCUUCGUGUCUGCUCCGAUCUCGAUUCCAUCAAAGCCGUCAUUCGUGCCAGAAACAUCAAAUUAGCUAUUGUAGUUCUUCGCUCGGAUGCCCGGGAAGAGAUCAGUGAAGAUAGAAUGAUUGCCCUACGAAAGCGUGCUGAAGUUGAUUCCAAAUAUGUUCUUAUGUUUAACCCAAACGACUCUUCCGAGCUCAAAAAUUCUAUCGGCAGGCUGGCAAACACAUUUGCUGAAUUAGCGAGUACAUAUUACAGUGACGAAGGGAAAAGAAUUAGGCUGCGAAUAGAAAGGAAGAGUGUUAGCCCUGUUGAGUUAAUCAUCCGUUACUGCUUCAAAGUUGCUGUAUAUGCAGAGUUCCGAAAUGAUUGGGUUGAGGCAUUAAAAUACUAUGAGGAGGCUUAUCAUACGCUGCGGGAGAUUGUUGGGGUAUCAACUAGAUUGCUAGCAGUGCAACGCUUAAUUGAGAUAAAAAUUAUUGCUGAACAAUUGCAUUUCAAGAUAUCAACCUUGUUACUGCAUAGUGGUAAAGUCACAGAAGCAGUUACAUGGUUUCGUCAGCACAAGAAUGCAUACAGAAAGCUAAUUGGGGUUCCCGAAGUAAUAUUUCUUCACUGGGAAUGGAUGAGUAGGCAGUAUUUGGUAUUUGGAGAGCUGUUAGAGACAAGUUCAAAAAAUUUCCAAAGCUUUUCACCUGUUCUCCUAGGCUCUUCAGCCAAACUUUUGUCUGAGUGGGAGUGUUAUCCAGCAUAUUACUACCAGUUAGCAGCCCAAUACUUAAGCGAGAAGAGGUCAGCUUUGGAACUUGCAGUUUCAAUGUCGGAAGCUUCUAGUGAGAUUGAUAGUACUUCUGAAUCAGUGGUCCCUUCAGUUUAUGUGGGUCAGUUUGCUAGGUUACUUGAGCAUGGGGAUAAUGUUGAUAUGCUACCUCUUUCUGAUGAAGAAUACAUGCGCUAUGCUGUUUCUGAAGGAAAAAGGUUUCAAGAUUCAUUUGAGAUUAUUGCUCUUCUUAAAAAAGCUUAUGAAUCUUACAAUAGUCUUAAAGUUCAGAGGAUGGGUUCCUAUUGUGGGUUCCUUAUGGCCAAAGAAUAUUUUGCUGAAGGUGAUAUUAGUAAUGCAAUGCAGAUUUUUAAUAGUAUUGCAACCCUGUACAGAAAAGAAGGGUGGGUAACUUUAUUAUGGAUUGUCUUGGGUUACUUACGAGAGUGCUCGAUAAAAAAUGGCAAUGUUAAAGAAUUUGUGGAGUAUUCCCUUGAACUGGCUGCACUGCCAUUGUCAUUUGAUACAGGUGUCCAGAGGGACACUGGUCCAGCUGGUCCUGCAAAUCUCCUGCAAAGAGAAAUUAUACAGAAGGAGGUGUUUGAGUUUGUAAAUGAAGGAUCGGGAUUGCCAUCAAAUGAACGCUUCAGUAGUCUCAAAAUAACUGGAGAUAAAGCACUUCAUCUUGAUGUUGAUCUCGUCAGCCCCCUUAGGUUGGUGCUGCUUGCUUCCAUUGCUUUCCAUGAGCAGACAAUCAAGCCUGGGUCAUCAACCUUGAUCACAAUAUCACUUCUUUCCAAGUUACCCCUUCCUGUUGACAUAGAUCAAUUGGAUAUCCAGUUCAAUCAAUCUGAGUGCAACUUUACCAUAGCAAAUGCCCAAAAACCUCACUCAAUCAAAAUUAGUGGUGUUCAGCAGAGAAGAAUGGAAAUUUCACCUUCUUUGUCAUUAGCUUCGAACAAAUGGCUAAGGUUGACAUAUGACAUCAAAUCUGAUCAAAGUGGAAAACUUGAAUGCUUAUCUGUCAUUGCAAAAAUUGGGUCGCACUUCACAAUUUGCUGUAUGGCUGAAAGCCCUGCUUCUCUGGAUAGGUUGGCUCUCUGCACAACAGAAGAGAGUAUAGAAACCCUUCCAAUAAAAGAUCCUAUCCUUGCAUUCUCUGGUCUAAAAUCAUCUCAAGUUGAAGAACCAGACCCACAUGUAGAUCUAUAUCUUGGUGCUUCUGGUCCCGCAUUAGUGGGAGAGAUUUUCAUAGUACCUGUAACCGUGAACUCCUUGGGACAUGAUGUCUACUCCGGUGAGUUGAAGAUCAAUCUUGUGGAUGUGAGGGGAGGUGGCCUGUUUAGUCCAAGAGAAUCUGAACCAUAUUCUAUGGAGACUCAUCAUGUUGAGCUACUUGGCAUAACUGGACAAGAAGGGGAAAAUGAAUUUCAAUUGGGCUCUGACCAAAUAAAGAAAAUACAACAAUCAUUUGGAUUAAUUUCUGUUCCGUUCCUCAAAAGCGGAGAUUCCUGGAUUUGCAAAUUAGAAAUCAAGUGGCACAGGCCUAAACCUAUCAUGCUUUAUGCAUCUUUGAGCUAUACGCCAUAUAGUGAUGAAUUGAAUUCUCAAAAGGUUCAUGUCCACAAGAAUUUGCAAAUUGAAGGACACGCCGCGGUUGUUCUUAGCCAUCAUUAUUUGAUGCCUUUCAGAAGGGACCCCUUGUUACUCUCGAGGAAAAAAACAAGUUUAGAGUCUGAUCAAUCAGAAUCAGAAUCACUACCUCUGAAUGAGAAAACAGUGCUCAUUGUUAGUGCAAAGAAUUGUGUGGAGGUGCCAAUACAACUACAAUCCAUUACUAUAGAACCAGAAGAUGAUGAUGCUAUUGAAAGUAAAUUCUCUGUUCAAGAUGGAAAUUCGGAACAGCCAAACUCCUCUGUUCUUGUUCCUGGGGAAGAGUUCAAGAAGGUAUUCACAGUCACUCCCAACAUGAAUAUCUCAAAGAUCACACCAGGAAAUGUGUGUUUGAGAUGGAGGAGAGACUUGGGGCUAGAAGAGCAAUCUAGGUCUACACAGACACUACCCUGGGUAGUGACUAAGCAGAAGCUGCCAGAUAUAAUUGUGGAGUUACCGCCAUUGAUUGUGAGUUUGGAGUGCCCUCCUUAUGCCAUCCUGGGAGAUCCCUUCACGUACCGUGUUAAAAUAUUGAACCAGACACAGUUACUACAAGAAAUCAAAUACUCGCUGGGGGAUGCACAAAAUUUUGUGUUAUCUGGGUCUCACAAUGACACUAUAUUUGUUGUUCCAAAAUCAGAGCACAUUCUCAGCUAUAAGCUGGUGCCACUUGCCUCUGGCAAUCUACAGCUACCUAAAAUCUCGAUGAGUUCGGUGAGAUAUUCAGGAGCAUUUCAGCCUGCAAAUUCAUCGAGUUCUGUUUUUGUAUUUCCCUCCAAGCCUCACUUCAGUAUUGGUGGUGCUAGAGGGUAGAACUAGAGUCAGUUAAAGACGGGUAAGUUCUUGUAGAUGUACGGAUUAUUUCUCUGCAGGGAAGUACCCUUCGAUGAUUAUAGACUAGCACACUAUAAGCGAAAUUAUUCAGGGAAAAAACCGUAUUAUAUUCUUGUAGUCUUAUAUUCUUGAACCAAUUCUAUCAAGUAAUUUUUUAGAGUAA
Prosopis cineraria is the source of this 3900-nucleotide messenger RNA. RefSeq lists its product as uncharacterized. The record is from RefSeq and is a predicted model, not a curated record. The coding region runs from base 177 to 3716 and encodes 1179 amino acids. The transcript is spliced from 9 exons. NCBI's taxonomy places the organism in Eukaryota, Viridiplantae, Streptophyta, Magnoliopsida, Fabales, Fabaceae.